AUGCGUGGAAAGGCGAAGUCCAAAACCUCCUUAUCUUUGUGCGCUGGUCUCUUCUCUGCUGUUGUCACAGCAUUUGUUGUGGAAUCGUGCAAAUUUCUGCUUCCCGACUCUUCGGACGCCUCCAUCGUCCUUCUUACCCUCAUUUCUGAACAACUAGAGAGAAAUUCGAGCACCACAACACCGAUAUCACCAACCAUUUCCCAGGUUCUCCAAACCUUCUCCCUCCCCCAAACGCCUUCGCCGUCCACAGUACGCGUCAACGUAUUUUGGUUUCUCAGCCUCGUACUCAGCUGGACCACGGUCCUGAUCGGCAUUGUUUCUCUGCAAUGGCUGAGAGAGCACCAACGGUAUGGCGAGUCGUUGACACCACGUAAGUCACUGGCCAUCUUCCACAUGCGUGCGGCGGCGUCAGAGGAUUGGCAUGUUCAAAAGAUAUUCGCCGCCCUUCCACUGCUUCUUCAGGUUGCCCUUGUGCUGUUCUUUGCGGGGAUUAUCGAUUUCAUUCUCUCGCUUUAG
Molecule: messenger RNA, 516 nt
Organism: Cyclocybe aegerita
Lineage: Eukaryota; Fungi; Basidiomycota; Agaricomycetes; Agaricales; Hemipholiotaceae
Source: the annotation of a GenBank genome assembly